AGGGAGAAGGCACACUGCAAGAAAACUAGACUCAACCCAACCCCUACCUUCUCCUUUCUCUCCUUAUCCAAACACUAUUUUCAUUUCCCGUUUCCGGGUAGGAAAAUAUGGAGAACAAGCAAGACAAUCAUGAGUUCAUUUUCCGGUCGAAGUUGCCGGACAUUUACAUACCGAACCAUCUCCCUCUACACACUUACUGCUUCGAGAACAUCUCACAGUUCCAUGACCGUCCUUGCCUAAUCAACGGCAAUACCGGCGAUACCUUCACCUACGCAGACGUCGAGCUCACCUCUCGCAGAAUCGCCGCCGGUUUAGACAAUCUAGGCAUUCAGCAAGGCGAGGUAGUCAUGCUCCUUCUCCAAAACUGCGUUGAAUUCGCGUUCGCGUUCCUCGGUGCUUCUUACAUCGGAGCCAUCAUCACCACCGCGAACCCUUUCUACACUCCGGCCGAGGUCGCCAAGCAAGUCACUGCCUCUAAAACAAAGUUGAUCAUAACUCAGACAGCCUACAUCGAUAAGGUGAAGGAGUUUGCCAAGCUCAACAACGUGAAAGUCAUGUCCGUGGACGAGACGUCCUCGUCUGACGAGGACGUGUUGCAUUUCUCGGAGCUGACAUCGGCUGACGAGAGCGAGAUCCCGGCGGUGAAGAUUAACCCGGAUGACGUUGUGGCGCUGCCUUAUUCUUCCGGCACGACAGGACUGCCGAAAGGGGUGAUGCUGACGCACAAGGGUCUGGUGACCAGCGUAGCGCAGCAGGUCGACGGCGAAAACCCGAACCUCUACUUCCACAAGGAGGACGUGAUCCUCUGCGUGCUGCCCUUGUUCCAUAUUUACUCUCUAAACUCUGUCUUCCUCUGCGGCCUUCGCGUCGGGGCGACAAUUCUGAUCAUGCAGAAGUUUGAGAUCAACAAGUUGUUGGAGUUGGUGGAGACGAAAAAGGUCACGAUUGCCCCGUUUGUGCCUCCGAUUGUAUUGAACAUCGCCAAGAGUCCCGAUCUCCACCGUUACGACUUGUCGUCGAUUCGGAUGGUGAUGUCCGGCGCGGCUCCGAUGGGGAAGGAGCUCGAGGACACUGUCAGGGCGAAACUACCGAAUGCCAAACUCGGACAGGGUUAUGGGAUGACUGAGGCUGGACCAGUUCUAUCAAUGUGCUUGGCUUUUGCAAAAGAACCCUACGAGAUAAAAUCAGGUGCGUGCGGGACCGUGGUAAGAAAUGCUGAAAUGAAGAUCAUUGACCCCGACACCAAUGAAUCCCUUCCCCGAAACCAAUCCGGAGAAAUUUGCAUCCGAGGGAGCCAAAUUAUGAAAGGAUACCUGAAUGAUCCUGAAGCGACUGCGAGGACCAUAGACAAAGAAGGAUGGUUGCACACAGGUGAUAUAGGAUACAUUGACGAUGAGCUCUUCAUCGUAGACCGGUUAAAGGAACUCAUCAAAUACAAAGGUUUCCAAGUCGCACCGGCGGAGCUCGAAGCCAUGUUGAUCUCCCAUCCCAACCUCUCCGAUGCUGCUGUUGUACCGAUGAAAGAUGAGGCUGCAGGAGAGGUUCCCAUUGCAUUUGUUGUCAGAUCAAACGGUUCCAAGAUCUCUGAGGAUGACAUUAAGCAAUACAUAUCAAAACAGGUGGUGUACUACAAGAGAAUAAGUAGGGUUUUCUUCACAGACAAAAUCCCAAAAGCUCCUUCUGGCAAAAUAUUGAGAAAAGACUUGAGAGCAAGACUGGCUGCAGGUCUAGCCAAUUAGGGCUCCAGCAACUGAAAAGUUACUACAAACACAGUAACAUCAGAUUAUCUAAGUGUGAUGAAGGCCAAAAACGCCUAUGUAUCAAUGUUGUCGGCUAAUUUUCCGAUAUCGACAAGGGAAAAUGAAGAUGGAAGGAAAUUGAUUCAUUUCCAACUGUAUUCUAUCAUGGGCUGAUUUUUCAAGCCUUUGUAGUCUGUAUGUAUCUAUAAUCGUCCUCUCCGGGACAAAUUAAGGAAAAAGGGAGAGGAAGUCAUAGGCUUUAUACAAAUUUGUUUUAUGUAUAGGGUGUUGGAUCAAUUGGACUAAAAACUUGUUUGCAA
Messenger RNA from Argentina anserina (silverweed cinquefoil), 2059 nucleotides. Its product is annotated as 4-coumarate--CoA ligase CCL1-like. The record is from RefSeq and is a predicted model, not a curated record. The coding region runs from base 108 to 1739 and encodes 543 amino acids. The transcript is spliced from 5 exons. Gene Ontology annotation, molecular function: CoA-ligase activity. NCBI's taxonomy places the organism in Eukaryota, Viridiplantae, Streptophyta, Magnoliopsida, Rosales, Rosaceae.